AGCAAGUGUCCGCUGUACCUGGCCUGCUACCACCUAAAGACUGAGCGCAGCCAGCAGGACUGGGAAAGGCAGGGCGAUGAUGGCAGUGAAGGAUGGAGUCUCACUCUGUCGCCUAGGCUGGAGUGCCGUGGUGCGAUCUCGCUCACUGCAACCUCCACCUCCCAGGUUCAAGCAAUUCUCUGCCUCAGCAUCCCGAGUAGCUGGGAUUAUAGGUGCCCGCCACCAUGCCCAGCUCAUUUUUGUAUUUUUAGUAGAGGCGGGGUUUCACCAUCUUGGCCAGGCUGGUCUUGAAUUCCUGACCUCAAGUGAUCCACCCGCCUUGGCCUCCCAAAGUGUUGGGAUUACAGGAGUGAGCCACCUCGCCCAGCCAACUUGACAUAACUUUUAAAGAUGGAUUGCCAAGCUGAGGUGAACUGCGGGCUUCAUCUGGUUAUUCAAACAUCAUCGCUUCCUGAAAAAAACAAAGUUGAAUUCAAGCUAAAUAAAGACACAUCGUCAUUCCCCGGUAGACUUUUACAACAUGACCUUGAAAGAAACUACUCAAGUAGGCAAGGUGAUCAUAUUAAUUUGGUGAGCUCAUCAUUGUCAUCAUUUCCUAUUCUUCAACGUUCUUCUGAAGAGAAAAUUCUUUACUCAGACAGGUUGAGCCUAGAAAGACAAAAGCUGACCGUAUGUCCUAUCAUCAAUGGGGAAGACCACCUUCGUUUGUUGAACUUUCAACACAAUUUUAUAACUCGGAUACAAAAUAUUUCUAAUCUACAGAAGUUAAUAUCGUUGGAUUUAUAUGAUAACCAGAUUGAAGAAAUUAGUGGGCUUUCGACUCUGAGAUGUCUUCGUGUCCUUCUGUUGGGGAAAAACAGAAUCAAGAAAAUCUCAAAUCUGGAGAAUCUAAAAAGCUUAGAUGUCUUGGAUCUUCAUGGAAAUCAGAUUACCAAAAUUGAAAAUAUUAAUCAUUUGUGUGAGUUGAGAGUUUUAAAUCUUGCCAGGAACUUUUUAAGUCAUGUUGAUAAUCUUAAUGGGCUGGAUUCACUAACUGAACUUAACUUGCGACACAAUCAAAUCACUUUCGUGAGAGAUGUGGAUAAUUUGCCCUGCCUCCAACAUCUCUUUCUCAGCUUUAACAAUAUAUCUAGUUUUGACAGUGUUUCCUGCCUUGCUGACUCUUCUUCCCUCUCGGACAUCACCUUUGAUGGCAAUCCCAUAGCUCAAGAGUCAUGGUACAAACACACUGUCCUUCAGAAUAUGAUGCAGCUGCGCCAGCUAGAUAUGAAGAGAAUCACGGAAGAAGAAAGGCGUAUGGCAUCUGUUUUAGCCAAAAAAGAGGAAGAGAAGAAGCGGGAAAGUCAUAAACAAUCUUUGCUUAAGGAGAAGAAAAGGUUAACAAUUAACAACGUAGCUCGACAGUGGGACUUGCAACAACAACGAGUAGCCAAUAUUGCUACAAAUGAAGAUAGAAAAGAUUCUGACUCUCCUCAGGACCCCUGUCAGAUUGAUGGAAGCACCCUCUCUGCAUUCCCAGAGGAAACAGGGCCUCUAGACUCAGGACUCAACAAUGCUUUACAAGGUUUAUCUGUCAUAGACACAUACCUUGUUGAAGUGGACGGGGAUACACUUUCCCUAUAUGGCUCAGGAGCACUGGAAUCUCUGGAUAGGAAUUGGAGUGUUCAAACAGCAGGAAUGAUCACAACAGUCUCCUUCACUUUCAUAGAAUUUGAUGAAAUCGUCCAAGUGCUUCCUAAACUGAAGAUUAAGUUUCCUAAUUCUCUGCACCUUAAAUUCAAGGAAACAAAUCUUGUAAUGCUGCAGCAAUUUAACGCACUAGCCCAACUCCGUCGUAUUGACCAGUUGACAAUUGAUCCUCAAGGAAAUCCAGUUGUCAAUUUUACACUCUGGAAAUACUAUGUACUGUUUAGGCUAAGCCAUUUCAGUAUGCAGAAAAUAAAUGGAACAGAGGUGACACAGAAUGAUAUGAUAAUGGCUGAAAGGCUCUUUGGAAUCCUAGCACAUGUAGCAUCUUCUGAGUUACCCCAGUAUCGUCUGAUUUCCAUUCUGGGUGAUGCCAGGAAAAAGCAAUUUCGGUAUCUACUAGAAUCCAAAGGAAAAAAACCUGGUAUUAUCAACGAAGAAAAUAAUGACAGCAAAAGACUUGUAGGAGAAAACACAAAUCGUGCUACAUUAAAUUAUACUACAAGAGACUUUUAUAAUGAAAAGCUAGAGGAAAUAAAGGAAAAGAAGAAAUUCUGUAAAACAUAUAUAGAAGACCUUGUGAAGGAAGCCACAGAAAUCAACAUGAAAAAUGAGGCUUUGCAGAAGCUUUGGCCACAGAUGUUCAUUGAGCUUGUUAGGGAUGCAGUCAUAGAAAUUCGCAAUAAAAAUUCCUAUAUGAAGCUCUGCCUACAGCAGAUAACAGACCAAAAAUAAAAAUGGCCUUUAGUUACAGUUGAUUUUGGCAGUUUUAUUUUUUGAAGGUUGAAAAUAUGCAGGUUAUACAUGUUAAAACAACAACAACACUAUCCUAUAAACUAGAAAGACUAGUAUAAAAGCAUUAUUGCCCACUGUUCUCAUAGCUAAAAGUUAAGAAGGAAGGAAGGAAAGCAGGAGAAAGGAAGGAUUAAUUGCCUGUAUGUGAGGACCAAACAACCUUUGGGAACUAAACAGUUUUCAGAGAUGGCGUGGCACUGCAUCCUUGGUUCUUGCUUUGAUUGGUGCCCUGCUAUAGCCCAAAGCACGUAGUAUUUGCUGAUGAUUCAGCAUGAGCUGCAUCUACCUACUUUUAGCUGAUAAUUUUCAGUUAUUUCCCUUUUUAUUUUAUGUCAUGAUUUCAAAGCCAAAAAUAUGUUCUUUUUAUGAGUGAAGAAUAAACUUACUAACAAAUUAGUCAAAAUAAAGUAUGUUUGCCUCCUUAAUUCAGUCAGAAUUGUCAUAUUUAUUGUAUGUUCCUCUUUAGUUAGGUACGGUUCCUGCUAUUCACCUAUAUGGAGGAUGCCCCAUUCUUCUAGGAAUGCAUUCUCAGGGAACCACAGGAGGUCCUGGGAAUCACUAUGGGCAGAGAAUAUGCAAAUGAGUCAAAACUGGGAUAGGAAGAAAAUGUUUUGUCUUAGGAGAUCCUGAAUGACUAUAAAAUGCUGUUACAAAGCAGUAAAUCUGCUUCUCUGAAAGAUGUUUCCUUCCAUUGUUAGCUCUCAAAUGCUCUUUUAAUAGACAUGCAUGUGUACCUGUGUCUCAGAAGUAUUAGGGAUGCAUGAGUGAAGGGUUCUAAUUUUUAAAAUUUCAUUUGAAGAUCAAAUUCAUGCUGGUGAGAAGGGUAGUAGGAGCCUAUUACCAUAGCUAGAGAUGAUGCCACUUCAGAAAAACAAUCUUAGUCAAUAAAUAGGAAUUUUUCGGUUUGCUUAGAUUUUACCUAGCAGCUAUUAUGUCAGCAGGACCACCAGGAUAUGGGAAAACAGGACUAGAAGAUGUACGACAGCAAAGACAUGCAGAGACAUGCAGAGACACCUGGAAGGAAGCUAGGUAAGCUGCUAUUGCGGUUCUGAGAAAGACCCACAUCCUUAAGAUCUCUUGAUUACUCUUCUCCCAAAAGGCGUGCUUAACUUUAACAGGUUACCAUUUUUCUGAUCAUAGCCUUAAAAGGCUGUCCUGGUUUUUUCUUUUUCUUUUUUUUUUUUUGAGACAGAGUCUUGCUCUGUCACCCAGGCUGGAGUGCAGUGGCGCGAUCUCGGCUCACUGCAAGCUCCGCUUCCCAGGUUCACGCCAUUCUCCUGCCUCAGCCUCCCAAGUAGCUGGGUCUACAGGUGCCCGCCACCAUGCCCAGCUAAGUUUUUGUAUUUUUAGUAGAGACGGGGUUUCACCAUGUUAGCCAGGAUGGUCUCGAUCUCCUGACCUCAUGAUCCGCCUGCCUCGGCCUCCCAAAGUGCUGGGAUUACAGGUGUGAGCCACCAUGCCUGUCCUGUCCUGGUUUUUUCAUCUUGGCACUUAGGCCAUCAGCUUACUAGUGUGUAACCUCAGUUUCCUCCUGAUAGCACACACUUCGUAAGAUAGUCAUGAGAAUCAAAAGAAACAAUGCAUGUAAAGCAUUUCUCAUCAUGCCUGGCACACAGCAAACACCCAAUACGUUGAGCUUUAAUUAUUACUCUUUUGGCUGUAGGUUGAACAAUAGGGUUGGUGCCCUAGGACAGAGGAGCUAUUAGCAUUGCUUUCUGAUCCUUUAGCCUCUCCAAACUGAAACAUAUGGACCAUUUCUCAUCUGGCUAGUAAACACUUAUCUCUCCUGGGCUUAUAUCUUGUUUGGUAUAGAAAUGAGAUCCCAGCUUGAAGGUGAUGUUGAGAGGAGAACCAAGAGUAUAUUGUCUGUGGGAUUCUGGCAGAUUGGAAAGAUGUAAGAACUUGUGACUCUUUGGGAGUCUGGGUAACUGUUCCCACUCUAGGCUUUGCAGAUGAAUGGACCUAGCUGUUUAGUAAUCUGUCCAGCUUCCUGCAUGUCUGUUCUCCCCUAACCCUCCCAUCCCUGCUGCUAAAGAGACUUGACACUCACAUGCUUUCUUGGCCCAGUCACCCUGGGAAUCUUAGGAACACUAAGUCAGCACUCAAUGAAAUGGCAGCAAGCCAUCCCAGCCACUGCUGGCUCUAUGCAGACCUGCUUCAGGCCUGGUAAUAGGGUCUCUCUCUUGUUCCUGAAACCAAGCCUCUUUAUUCCUCAGCUUUGGUCUCUGCUUCCUUCCUACCUGAGUUCCCUUUCGCUCCUACCUGCUCCCACUACCCCAUACUGAUUUCUACUUCUUGAAUCCUUACUUUGUCGGGUCUCAAACGUCGAAUGGCGAUCCUCCCAUCUAGUUCUACACUCCAAACUCAUUUUGCGUUCUGAAGUUCCUUGGUGAAGAUAAUCCCCAGAUAAAAAGACAAGGAGACCUGGGUCUGCUGGGUUAGGGAUCAAGUGAGGGUCCUAUGUUGUAAGUGAGUGGUGAUCUAGGGAACAAAUUGCCAUUUCUUCUUGGAAUUUUCCAGGGUUUUCAGGGAAGGGGAAGAGAUGCAAAUCCCAUAGUCUGAGACUCUCUAGGCUAGUGUGUGCUGAAGAAUUGCUUUUUUUCAAAAGGGAUCUCACGCAGAAACACUAUUGCAUUUGCCUCAAAAGCAGAAACAUUUAGUACCCCCAUUUAGGGAGAUACUGUACCCGAUGUUCUGGUACAGCAGCUGGAUGGUGAAGUGUGCUGCUACACCUGAGGAUGGUUACCAAGUGUGCAGGUGGACCUGAGGCUUGUUAACUGUGCUGCUGAGUCAGAGGAUGGUGCUGGUAUCAGCUCCUCACUUCCUGAGCUUCAUUCCACUGAAGGCCUGGCAUGUAAGACAGUGCAACCCUACCAUGCUCCUGAUCUAUUCCUGAUUGGGCAAGGAAUGCACUGGGAUUCAUAUUCUCUUCAAUGAGUAAUCAUCAUAACAACAAAGAUUCAUUGAGCAAUGUCUUGCACUAUUAUAAGCUCUUUGUAUACAUUCUCAUUUAAUCUCCUAACACUGCGAUAUAUAUAUGAUAGCAAUCCCAUUUGAACACUAGAAAACUGAGGCAUAGAGAGGAUGAAAAAAAACGUAACUAAGGGUAUUUCAACCAAUAAAUAGUAGACAGUACCCACAUUCACUGUUAGUCUUAAGGAUCUGGCAUCUGGGAAGAAUUUUGAUGUCCAUGGUCGUUCCUAAUCCACUUUCAUGUUUUGUCAUUAUGCUGAGGAAUAGCAAAUAAAAGAUGAGAAUUUCUCAACUGUGUCUACAUGUGAAGCAUAUCGUAGACAUUAUGUGCGGUAUAAAUACUAACAAAUGUAUAAGUACACAUGUACAAUAUUGUGUAUUAUUUAAGGAUAUACAUAUUAAAGUGUAAAAUAUUGGCAGCUGGAUUCAUUGCAAUAAUGUGUAGAGAAUCAACUUCAGGAGGGGGCAAUAAUUAAAUUAGGGGGACCAGUUGGGAAGGUACUGCAUUAUUCUAGGCAAGAGAUAAUUGUGACUUGGAUCAAGGUGAUAGCGGCAGAGGCGUCAGAAAGUAGUUGGAUCUUGGGUAUAUUUUAAAGAUGAAGCAACAAGAUUUACUGACAGAACUGGAUAUGGAGUAUGAGAAACAGUAGUCAAUGAUGGCCACAAGGUUUUUGGCUUGAACUACCGAAAAGAUUGAGUUGCCAUCAACUGAGAUGAGAGCAAUCUGUGAAUGGAACAUCUGCUGGGAGGAAGGAUCAGGAAUUCCGUCUUAUGGAAUACACAAUGCAUCUCAACAUGUACAAUAUAUACAAGAUAUACCACACAUCUCAGCAUAUGUUGAGAUGGUUGUUAAAUAUCCAAGUGCAGGUGUUAAGUAGGUGUGAAUAUGAGUUGGGAGUUGAGAAGUAUAGAUUGGGCUAGAAUUAUAGAAUUUGGAGUCAUUGGCGUAUAGCAGUACUUGUUUAUGCUAUCUUUAUAUUUAAGAGAAUAAACCUAUCACUUGCUAAAUAAGA
Messenger RNA from Homo sapiens (human), 6467 nucleotides. RefSeq names its product leucine rich repeat containing 49 (gene LRRC49). NCBI's taxonomy places the organism in Eukaryota, Metazoa, Chordata, Mammalia, Primates, Hominidae. The record is from RefSeq and is marked validated. Gene Ontology annotation, cellular component: cytoskeleton; centriolar satellite. The coding region runs from base 391 to 2421 and encodes 676 amino acids. The transcript has 17 exons.